AUGAAUAGUAAUAGUAAUAUUUUUAUUCAGCUUUGUUGUUGUAAUAUUGCUUUUGUACAAUGUAGACCUUCUUCUUCUUCCUCUUCCUCUACUUCCUCUUCUUCAUCAUCUUCGUCGUCUACUACUUCAUCGUCUUCUUCAUCAUCAUCAUCAGAGGAAACAUUUAAUAUUAAACAACAUUUAUCAACCAACACACCUUACUGGAUACCAGAACAAUCCAAGGGAUCGCCCAACCCACCAGCACAAUGCACAUUACAGAGAAUUGAUAUGGUUGCAAGACACGGUAGUAGAAUGCCGGUAGAGUCAUCCAUCUAUGACAUUAUUGACUUGGUGCAAGAGAUUAAGCAAUACUCGAGCUCGAUUGCACCCCAGUACAACUGGAUUGUCAAUUGGACUGUACCAUACCCAACCACUGACUCGGGACUCCUCAUCUUUCAAGGAGAGUUGGAACACUACGAAAUUGCCAAAAGAAUGUUGACGAGGUUCCCAGAUAAUUUCCCGGCCUACUCACCAAACACCUACAACACUUCGUGUACAGUGGUCAGCCGUACGUGCAUCUCUGCCAAUUCAUUCCUCUAUGGCGCCUUUGAAGGUACUGGUGGUCUCGGGUCAUCCAACUACCAACCAACCUUUACAUGGACUGCUUCGGCCAAUGAAGACUACCUUUUAAGAUUCUUUGACACUUGUCAAACCUAUAAGGACUUGCCUGUCAACACCCAAAAGGAUCAAUUCCAGGCAAACGUCUUUCCAAACAUCUCGACCAAGGUUGCUGAGCGACUAGGUCUACAAGACGUGUUUGAUAUUUCUCCAUCGGGUAUUGCCACCAUAUUUUCAAUGUGUGCCUAUGAAAUCUCGAUUGAUAACAUUACCAAUCAAUGGUGCAGUCUUUUCGAUCCAUCCGAUAUUGAAGCUUGGGAAUAUUCUCAAGAUUUAUCAAAUUAUUGGCGUAAAAGUUAUGGUAUUCCAAUUAAUUAUCAAAUUAGUUCUUUAUUAUUACAAGAUAUGGUACAAUAUUUUGAUCAAUUUGGUCAUGCCGAAACUAUCAUUCCUUUUGUAUCAUUGUUGGGAUUGUAUAAAGACGAUUACCAAAUAACAGCCAAUCUUUCUCAAGAACAAAUUCAAAGUAGACUAUUCCGUACAAGUGUCAUUUCACCAUAUGCAGCAAAUGUUGCUUUAUUAUUCUAUGAUUGUGGUGAUAAUAAUUAUAAAUUAAGAGUUGAUCAUAAUGAAAUUGCAACAUUGAUUCCAGGUUGUGAUGAUAUUUAUUGUGAUUAUACAAUUUUCAAACAAGUAUUUAGUGAUGCUUUAACAACCUUUAGUUGGGAUAAAACGUGUGCUGCUGGUGAUUCUUCAGACGACACACCUUUAUAUCGAUCCGACAAGGAAUGGAAGAUUUUAAUGUCAAUCUUUGUUCCAUUGUCGGCAAUUGUCGGAUUACUUCUUGGUUUAUUCCUUCCAGCCAUUUUCCGUAAAGUAACCUCUGAUACAAGGGAAUACCAAUCUUUAAAUCAUAAUAAUGCUGGAUUAGUUAAAAUUUGGACCUGUAUUGUUUCCCAAUCAUAA
This is a messenger RNA of Cavenderia fasciculata, 1563 nucleotides long. RefSeq lists its product as uncharacterized. Gene Ontology annotation, molecular function: acid phosphatase activity; inositol phosphate phosphatase activity. The transcript has 6 exons. The coding region runs from base 1 to 1563 and encodes 520 amino acids. The record is from RefSeq and is a predicted model, not a curated record. NCBI's taxonomy places the organism in Eukaryota, Evosea, Eumycetozoa, Acytosteliales, Cavenderiaceae.